Messenger RNA from Eimeria maxima, 1812 nucleotides. RefSeq lists its product as hypothetical. The transcript is spliced from 5 exons. The coding region runs from base 1 to 1812 and encodes 603 amino acids. Lineage: Eukaryota; Apicomplexa; Conoidasida; Eucoccidiorida; Eimeriidae. The record is from RefSeq and is a predicted model, not a curated record.
AUGUUGCAUGGCGCAAUAGACCACGUGGAGAACACACCCGCCGUCGUCGCAGCAAAAACGCAACGGAAACCAUGUGGAGUUGGCCGUUAUUUUGUGCUUGUGAUUUAUGUUAUUUACGCAUUUUUGACCGCUCGCGUGUACUUCGCCUGGCCAAACCUCUCAAACUUGCUCUUCAGGUCGGACGCCUACUCGUGGUUGUGCGACCAGUACCUGGCGGAAGGAAACCCGGAUAUGAGAGAUCCAGUACAUGGGGGGAAGCGGUACAUAUGCGAAGCCCAGAACUCAGCAGUUGGAAAUAUAUUUGUAACUUGUUUGGCAUUUGCUUUUUCCUUUUCUCUAGCUGCUGGACUGCUGCUAGAUUACCUGGGGCCGCGCAUAACAGCGGCAAUAGGUCAACUCAUGAAUGCACUCGCCUGGGUACUGCUUGCUUUCGGGUCUGAGUCAACACAAACUUACAUUGCGGCAUUCAUAUUUAUGGGGAUAGGAUCAGACAUAGGAUACUUACCGCUUCUCUCUUCAGCUAACCUCUUCCCUGGACACGAAGGGCUAAUUGUUGCCAUACUCGGGGCGUCCAAGAGUGCCAGUUUCGCCGUACCGACAAUCUUAGACAAAAUAGAGGUUGCUAAUCCGGGCAUUGGUUUGAGGGAAGUGUGCCUAGGAUACGCACUAGUGGGACCAGGUUUGUGCUUUAUCGUGUCCUUAUUCUUGGUCCCCUAUAAGCAUUUCAAGCCAUGGAACGAAUUCACCGAGAUGGAGCAGGGGGGCGAUUAUCACCACCCUAUCCAGAGGGUCAACGACUCGUUCGCUUCCAUAGAAGCCCAUGCAUGGCGAGACAGCUUCAGCAGCUUUCAUGAAGGUCAGUGGCCGCUGUAUGCACAUGACGGACAUUCGGGAGCCACUUCAUCCGAACCAGGUCGCAAGAACAAAAAUGUCCUAGAUGUUCCUCGACAGGGCGCUACCAAAGGACAGGGAAAGAAGACCAGGUCUGAAUGUGGCGGAGCAGACGAAGAGAAGAGAACUCAGGAUGACAAACAAAAUAAAAGUGGGAUCAGCCCGCCCAUUGUCAGUCAAACGGAAGAGGUGCCCGCCAUUUACCAAGCAACCCGGAUGAGUGUUGCAACAGGUGCAGGUAAUGCAGAGACAUUGGACCAGCUGGCUGCAGAGAGAGAAGAAAAGCCAGCUUCGUUCAUUAAACAAUUCACGUCACCGUAUGCCAUUUGUAUAGUGGUUUACUCUAUCAUUAAGGCCAUCAUGUAUGCCUUCUUCACCACAGCAGCUGAAAAUCUACUCGGAAAGGAGGUUAACGACUUCAUGGGAGCUGCAUUACCUUUCUCGCUCUUCCCGUGCAUUGUAAUAGGCAAAGUCGUCGACAUGGUUGGCAUCAUGCCCAUUUUGUUUUUCCUGAAUACCUGCAUAACCCUGGCCUCACAGAGCUACUGUUUCGUGUCGGACACAUUCUCGUCCUCUCACUUCGGAAAGAUUGUGGGGACCAUCCACUUGCUAGCAGGGUUCCUUUCGCUGUUAAAAAUUCCUAUGCAGAAGCUCGUUGUGGAGGUUUUCCAUUCUGUCUAUUAUUACCCUUGUCUAAUCAUGUUGGUGCUGUGUGGCAUCAACUUCCUCGUGCUGCUGCUGCUCUGGUGUAAGAAGCGCGCGGAUCCACAUCCCUUCUGGCCACAAGCAGCUCGGGACAUGGCCAAGCUGGAAGCAGAGGAGAAGAGGAGGGCUGCACAGGAGAAGAAGGAGCAGAAAGCGAAGGCAAAGAGAGAGAAGGAGGGUCGCCCGGAGCUGAGGAACCAGGAUACCGACGUAUGA